This is a messenger RNA of Phasianus colchicus (ring-necked pheasant), 3854 nucleotides long. It is a transcript of the gene PTDSS2, whose product is annotated as phosphatidylserine synthase 2. Gene Ontology annotation, molecular function: L-serine-phosphatidylethanolamine phosphatidyltransferase activity. Lineage: Eukaryota; Metazoa; Chordata; Aves; Galliformes; Phasianidae. The record is from RefSeq and is a predicted model, not a curated record. Gene Ontology annotation, biological process: phosphatidylserine biosynthetic process.
CGCGGCGCCCCGCCCACCCCUCCGCUCCGCCUGCGCGGGGUCGUUCCGCGGCCGCUGCCGCCAUGAGGCGCGGCGAGCGCCGGGGUCCUGUCGGGCCGCUGGGUAAGGCCGCCUUGGAGGAGCAGCACCGGCAGCCCAACGGCGGCUCCCCGCCGCCCGGCUCCGAAAGAGACGGCCCCGCGCUCGGCCUCCGCCGCAGCACCGAGUCUGAGGUCUACGACGACGGCACCAACACGUUCUUCUGGAGAGCUCAUACCCUGACAGUUCUGUUCAUUCUCACCUGUGCGCUGGGAUACGUAACCUUACUUGAAGAAACACCUCAAGAUACAGCCUACAAUACAAAGAGAGGUAUUGUUGCCAGUAUUUUGGUUUUCCUGUGUUUUGGAGUUACACAGGCUAAAGAUGGACCAUUUUCAAGACCUCAUCCAGCUUAUUGGCGGUUUUGGCUGUGUGUCAGCGUUGUAUAUGAGCUCUUCCUCAUCUUCAUACUCUUCCAGACUGUACAAGAUGGCAGACAGUUUAUGAAGUACAUUGAUCCACAUUUAGGUGUUCCUUUGCCAGAAAGAGACUAUGGUGGCAACUGCCUUAUUUAUGAUCCUGGCAAUGAAAGUGAUCCAUUUCACAACAUCUGGGACAAACUGGAUGGAUUUGUUCCUGCUCACUUUUUUGGCUGGUACCUGAAGACACUGAUGAUUCGAGACUGGUGGAUGUGUAUGAUCAUCAGUGUAAUGUUUGAAUUUCUGGAAUACAGUCUGGAACACCAGCUUCCAAACUUCAGUGAAUGUUGGUGGGAUCACUGGAUAAUGGAUGUGAUCUUAUGUAAUGGAUUAGGAAUUUACUGUGGGAUGAAGACUCUUUCUUGGCUUUCUUUGAAAACAUACAAAUGGCAAGGACUUUGGAACAUUCCUACAUACAAAGGUAAAAUGAAGAGAAUUGUCUUCCAGUUCACCCCAUAUAGCUGGGUCAAAUUUGAGUGGAAGCCGGCAUCCAGCUUACGGAGAUGGCUAGCAGUUUGUGGCAUUAUCUUUGUAUUUUUAUUGGCAGAGCUGAACACAUUUUACUUGAAGUUUGUCCUUUGGAUGCCGCCAGAACACUACUUGGUCCUGUUACGGCUUGUCUUUUUUGUCAAUGUGGGAGGUGUGGCUAUGAGGGAGAUCUACGACUUCAUGGAUGACCCGAAAUUCCAUAAGAAAUUGGGUCAGCAGGCUUGGCUGGUUGCUGCUAUUACUGCCACGGAGUUUCUGAUUGUUGUGAAGUACGAUCCCUAUACACUCACACUGUCUCUUCCUUUCUACAUUACCCAGUGCUGGAUCUUAGGGAUUAUACUCGUGCUCACCUGGACAGCCUGGCGGUUUUUUAUUCGAGAUAUCACGUUGCGAUAUAAGGAGAUAAGGCGACAGAAGCAAGAGCACAGAUAUGAAAAGGACAAAUGCUUGAGCAAUGGUGAUGGACAUUCUUCAAUAUUGGAUGAACAGAAUGGGAGCAAACUAAGGGAAAGGAAAUUUUGAGCAGUGGUCAAAGGGCUAAAAAGAACUCAUAGUGCCCAAGUUGGCUUGGUGGACAGUUUCAACCUUAACCUACCUAACUUGUAAUUUUCACUGUUAGUUUUCCAAGGUGUGAAAAUCAUUUUGAGGAGAUGAUGUCACUUUGACAUGCACGCCCUUUCUAGUCAUGUACACCUAGUCAGAGUCGGAGAAAGUCUGUGUAGAGGGAAGUCAGAACCAACACCAUCGCAAUGAGGUGGGAUCUUCGUCCAAGUGUGCUGCAUGCCUUCCUUGCAAAACAAGUUUUGGAGACAAGGGGCUUUAAAACAAAGCGCAAAAGGAAUCUGGCAGAUUACUUUCAGUUAACUGUGAGAUUCUAUUUUGACAUUUGGGCAUUAGGAAUGCACGGCACAGGAAAUGAAUUUUGUGUCUUCUGCUGAAACUACUUUGAGGUGUGGAGUCAGAUUAUAUAAUAUGUUCAACCACCAAUUAACAGAACUGUGGCGAGAUAAACAGAUUAACUGAAGCUUGUGAACAAGUUGCAUUACUUGCACAGAAUGUAAUGCAGUACACUACUGUUACAACCCCCCUAAUGUGGGGGUUAUUGCCUUUCUCUAAACUGACUUUCAAUGUCCUGGAAUAGCUUACAAUAAUUUUAUGUUUUAUCACAGCUCUAGGGAGACAGAAGACUUCUCCUUACGCUUUUCUGUUUUUUUUUUUUUUAAUCUUGGUCAUCUCUUAAAGGUAAGGGAAGUUUAAAUAAGAAAGGUCAGCCUGCCUUCUGUUUGCUUCAUGGAGUAAAAUCUAUUAUUAACAGAAAAAUGGAGUUACUCCAUCAGUCUUAAGUUAUUUGCCUUAUUCUCAGCUCUUUUACUUUGCUUGCCAAGAGGAUUUCAUUCUUGGUGUCUGCUGUACAAAGCAUGUCCUGUUCUGCCAUCCUUCAGAGCUGUCCUGUCCCUUCUAAGGUGACUCUGGACUGAGCAAUCUCCUGAGUCCAGCUGGAAAAGGCAUUCUCUGCAGUCCUGCAGAAAACAGCUGUUACCGUGCUGCCAUCCAUGCCAAAAGAGGAAACUGAAGGGAAGUGCAUCCAGUCUUCCCUGAGCAGCAUGUAGCACUGGAGAUCUACAGUCCAAACUAGACAGCGUUUUUGCUCGUGACUCAGCAUCUAGGAAAAGAAAUUAGGAGCCUUGGCUGCAUUUUUUUCAGGGUCAUUAUUCCAAAAUGUAAGUGCUGCAACUAAGCAUCAGUUUUGUAACCCAUGCUCUAAGCCUUUGCAUUGGCCUCUAAGGCACUGAUGUAAUGGUAUCACUGUUUAAGUACAAUGAUCUAAUCUGGCUGUUGAAAGAUGUUUUUCAGGGAAGUGUUUAUCCUGAAGAAAGUGAUAUAACACCAGUAACAUUUAAAAAGGAUAGCCCCCAAAAUUCUAAGUGGCAGGAGACUUGAGAUGCUGCUGGAUAGUAAACAUCCACAUUUCCAAUCCAUUUUGGUCUUGCACAUGGAGAGCCACCAAAAUAAAUCUGCCAUUUCUCUUAGGUUUAUGGAGUGACCUAAAUAUUUUCUGACCCUGAAGAAUGGACACAGCAAUAGGGCAGUCCUCAGUGAACGGAACAGUUCGGUUGCAUCUGAAGAGCUCAACAAAUGAAGCAGAUUUGAUGGGCCCUUGGGGCUGCCCCAGUUGCUUAGCAGACAGAGAGGAGGAUGAUCAUUUUGAGAACGAAGCAUCCGGCUUUGUUCUUGAGUACAUACAGUUCACUGUGGAUAGUCGCUCAAUGGAUAGUCAACUCAAAGUCAGCUCUUAAAUCAUAGUAUUUUGCUGCUGUGAGGUAGUGAAGAAUAAAUGGCCAUGUAACUAGGUGCUGACAAAUUUAUAAAUGGGCAGACAGUGCUGAGUUGAGCAAGUAUUUAUUUGUAUGCCAUUUCAGCCUGAGUCGUUCUCAUUUCUGGCUUUCCACCAUUCUUAGGAACUGUUGACUGAUUGAUUGGUAGCUUGUACCAGUGUGUUGUGCUUGUGUAGUCCCAGGCUCAGGUCAGUAUAUUUCCAUUCCUUCUCUGCUGAUUAACACUGUGGUCCCCACUCUCUCUCUUUGCAGUACGUUCAUCUGAGUCUGUUUUGUGAAUUGGGUGGUUACAGGCACACUGAGGAGGAUCUGUCACUGUACCUUCCUCCUCCUCCCCACCCUGCCAAAGACACACUGAGGUACUUCAGAAACAACUGCUGAAGAAUCCCUGUUCCCCAGUAACAGUUCUGGAGCUUUGAAUUAAUACAUAAAACACUGACUUUGUGUUUGUCUACUUCUGUUUUAUCAGCUUUUAUGGUUAGUCUGAACUGAACCAGUAUAAUAAAGCAGUGUUUGCUGGUGUGUUUUGGUA